Molecule: messenger RNA, 3144 nt
Organism: Mycena indigotica
Lineage: Eukaryota; Fungi; Basidiomycota; Agaricomycetes; Agaricales; Mycenaceae
Product: Apolipoprotein n-acyltransferase
Exons: 3
Coding region: 1-3144 (1047 amino acids)
Source: RefSeq, a predicted model, not a curated record
AUGGUUUUCUUCGCCGUGGAGGCAGAGCCUUUUGAGGAGUCGCAAGGACGACGAGCGCAGGCGUCUCAAGCUGAACUCCAGUCAUUCUACAAGGAGGCCCAAAAGGGAGAUCUCGAGCGGAAACUCUCCAAACGAAAUUCGAACUCGAAUUCACUCUGGUCGCGCAAAUCGACCAAGCGGAGUUCUGCCCAACCUCAGCAAUCCCAGCCGCCUCCGCCUGUUCCCGGUCCCUCCAGACGGAAUACUGCUCCCCUAACCUCCGCAUCUGCCACUUCACUUGCUCGUCCGCCACCGAGUAUAAGUGAACAUGGGAGCGAAUGGUCGGACUCCGUGGUCUCGUUGCCACUUUCGAGGUCAAUUAUCCCCGACCAGUUGCGAGAAUUGCCAUCCUGGUACCGCGACAGCGCUCAUUACACUACUCGAUAUGCCAUGCACAAUCCUGUGGGCCCCAAAUGGUACAAAAACCACCACCUAAUUCCCUCUUCUUCGGGCACACGUCCGUUGGGGCGCCCACCAUCAGUGUUUUCACCCUCCUUUCCUCCCAUGCCCUCCGGUGACCGCGGAGAUGAUUCUCGUGGAAUGAGCCGUUCGCCUUCUAAAUCACCACUCCCUACACCCAAUUCAUCUCAAAGUGGGGUCGCAGACGACCCAGCCAACAUGCCCCGGUCAAGAAAGACUUCACAAACAGCCCAUGACAAUGUCGAUUUGAUGGAUGGCUCAGAUCCUUGGGGAACUGCUUGGCAUCAUGAGUCCCCGUACGAUGUUGGGAAGAGCAAUACGAGCAGUCCAGUGUCUUUUGACGAGAGUCCUCAGGCUACCCGCUCGCGCACAUCCAGCGUCACCGUCCAAAACCGACGCAAGACAGUCACUCCCUCCCCAUUAUCACAGUCAACUUCUGCAGUCCAUCUACAGGCGCCAGACCCGGGACGCCCGACCCGAAAGCUAAGUAAACGGCGGACUGUUGGAAUUUUCGGGCGGCAUACGGCCUCUGCGCCAGCCAGUCCCGUUGAGGGACUUGACUCUCGUGUCGCCUCCCCGGUUCAGAAGGGUGUGGCUCCUUCCAUAAUUUCCACCGAGACGAAGAAAGGCAGAAGAGGCAGUGUCUUGGGUAGAAUCGCAAAACGGUUCAGCCUGAUGAAGAAACCUACUGUUGUCGCUCCGGUGAUGGAAGUGGUCCGGCAACCCUCGCCGCAAAAGCGGCAACCCAGUCCAGAAAAAGUCUUUUCUCCGGAGCCAACCAAUACCUCACCUGUAUCCCCUCCCUUCCAUCAAGAGACCUCUCUCGUGGUUGUACCCCCUCCAGAGCCACAAAUAUCUACACCUCAGGUCGAGGACGAUAGAUCCUCAAUUUCUCUGGACGCAACAUAUCGAAUGGGUAAACUCAUGGUUGCAAACCCAGACCCGGGCUCUGCAGAGAGCACUCCGAUUCCACGCGAAAUGCAACUACCUUCGGAAACAAAUCAUUUCCGAGAGGAGACCGCAGAUACCUUGGCAUCAACUCCCGAGUUGGAUGCACCAAGAACACAAUCCCCGUUCAUAUUGCCGCAGUCUCCCUCAUUAAAAUCAGUGAACACAGCACCAACGCCGGGUUUGGUGGCGUCUCCGCCAAGUUUGAUAGAAUCACCGGCCCCUGCGCCGUAUUCCCCAGAACCGGCGUCAUCCCCAUCACUGAGUUCAUUGGGUCGACCGUUAUCCGGCCCUCUAUUACCCCCCAUAACUCCAGUCGACCACCAGAUUCUGCUUCCUCAUCGUUCGGAGAGCCCACCGCCACCCACGCCUCUGCCUAAAAGCCCCUUCCCUUCGUUACCCAUUGAUAUUCCGGUAGCGCGCCAAUCUUCUCCGACGAAAGCCAGCCCCACCAAAGCCAGCCCCACCAAAGCCAGUCCCACCAAAGCCAGUCCCAUCAAACUAUCUUCGUCGCCGGAAAAAUCUUCGCGGUCAUUCAACAACGAUCAUCGAUUUGAGCGACCUAUUUCUACUAUCAGGCAAACAGUCGAAUUACCGCCUGUUGUCGCCUCCUCCUCCUCAAGUCGCCGGGUACCUCCUCCAUCCUUGGAUAGUGCCGAGAAAACUCGACCGCCUUCGCCGAAGCUUCCAGCUGUGCCAUUUCCUGUUGACUAUGGGCCUCAACCCACACCUCGACCGGAAAGUAUGGUCAGGUCGCAUAUGACCGCUGCAGACAUCUCGCCUCUCUCUACUUCUUCCAUGCUCGCUAAUCCACCUACGCCCUACAAUCCGGAUACUCAAAUUCCGGAUGACACCGAAUCUAUACCUCCACCAGUCCCUUCCAAACACAAGUCGCGUGACCCCUCGCCAGGCCAAGUUGCUGUGACUGGCAGAGAGACGGAGACGUUCAGACUCGUGCGUAGUGCAUCUGGAACUGUCUAUGCCUCCACUGAGACCAUCCGGGCUGCUGGAGAACAAUGGGAAGUUAUCGAGUCGUCCAAAAGCAAGGAGAAGCGGCGGAAAGGGGAAAAGGAGCCCGAGCCCGAGCGGAAGGGUCGAAGUGAGCGAAAACGGCACUCGCAAGACGCUGCUGGGUCGAAUUCGCAGACGUUCCCGAGAUCUGGCAGUAAUAGUCGUGCCCCUAUUCCUGAAGGUCUCGUUCGGGAAGAGUCUCCUCGCAAACGCGAUGCUAAAGACCGCAAAAUGAAGUUGGACAAGCCCCAGCCUGCUCCGCCGACUCCAAGCCGCAACCUGGACCGCAACCCUUCCAACUCCGCUCGGCCUAUAUCCGAGAUUCCCGCCGCAGAUAUGACCCAAAUGCGAGCACGUGAGGCAUAUGACAUGGAUCGGUUGUGGAAAGCGCGAAGCGUUGGCGGAAUUGAACCAAGUAAUUUUGUGGUCCCUCCGCCGUUACCAUCGAAGGACAAGGUCGUUGAUGUGCAGCAGCUUGGUGUUCAUGGCUCCAGUCACACUGCUUUUGUUAUGUCUGCUCCGUUCCACCAGCCCCCACCAAUCUAUCAUUCGAUGCCGCCUCCGCCAGCUCCGAUGGCUUAUGCGAACGGUGCUCACCGCGCCUCUACAUCGCUUCCACCGCUGUCUAAUCCGCUUCCAGAACCUCCGAGGGAAUCAUCUUACUCACCUGCCCCACUCUCCACCGACUAUUGGGGCAAGCAUGCUAACGCUACCACCGCCCACUGA